This is a messenger RNA of Plutella xylostella (diamondback moth), 979 nucleotides long. Its product is annotated as oxysterol-binding protein-related protein 11. Gene Ontology annotation, molecular function: sterol binding. The record is from RefSeq and is a predicted model, not a curated record. NCBI's taxonomy places the organism in Eukaryota, Metazoa, Arthropoda, Insecta, Lepidoptera, Plutellidae. Gene Ontology annotation, cellular component: cytosol; membrane.
ACUGUCACUUCUGUCUGUCACAUAUCACAGCAACAUUUCAUCCAAAAUUCCAAAAUAAUGUAAACAAACACACAAAAAUCAAUAGUUUUCUUUAUCUCAGUUUUAAAAAACUGCACAAUAAAAUAAAAAUGAUAAAAAACAGUGCCAGUGUAAGCACACACCGGCCUUUAUCAGGACAGUUGUAUAAAUAUACAAACGUGGUGAAAGGAUGGCAGCAGCGGUGGUUCGCAGUGGACCCUGAGACGGGGGUGCUGUCGUACUACCUGGUGGACGGGCCCGGCGACUCCGUGGCGCCGGGGCAGCCCGCGCGCGGCGAGGUGGGCCUCGCGGCGGCGGUGAUCUGCCCCAGCGACGAGGACUCGCGCACGUUCAGCGUGAACUGCGCGUCGGGCGACCUGCUGAAGCUGCGCGCCGCCGACGCGCGCGCGCGCCAGGAGUGGGUGGACUCCCUGCGUGCUGUCGCAGAGAUACACACCAAGGCGCUGGGCGGCGUGCGGCCGCGCGACCAGCUCGCCGUGCUCGACGCCAUGAGCCGCGCGCGCCACCAGCUGCAGCAGACUGAGCUCAGCGACGCGGCGCUGGCGCGCUGCGUGGAGGCGGCCGAGGCGCCCUUCAGCCACACCGACACCGACUUGCUGCUGCUCAAGGCGACGUCGGCGGCGACCAUGCAGGUGCUGCUGCAGUGUCUGGGCGUGCUGCACCGCCAGCAGCACGCCGCGCAGCGCGCCGCCCCCGCCCCCGACCAGCAGUAGUGCCCCCCCCCCCCAGAUCACACACAUUCCUGAUGGUAGCCACUUUCAUACAGCGCUAUGUGUCCCAAUCUUAAUAGGCAUGUUUUAAACACAUCGACGCCCAGAACGUUAUAGAAAAAGAUGAGGACUGUCUUGUUUAUUUUUCCAAUUCUGGAUAAUACCUAUGUAGUAAAGUGAGUUACGUACCACAUAAGGCGCAUAAAAUAAAAAUAUAUUUUGAAUUCGUA